AUGUUGUUAAGGAAACUCUUGUUCUAUUUAAAUUUCGGACUUGUGAUUCACACUGUAAUUUGUUUAAAGGAUACCGUUGAGGUUCCCCGUUUUGAAGACAGUCUGAGCAACUUAACCGUUUCAGUGGGAAGGGAAGCGAUAUUUACUUGCGUCGUUAAUGAGCUUGGCUCAUACAGGGUGGCAUGGCUCCGUGUGGAUACACAGACGAUCCUGACAAUUGCAACACAUGUUAUUACAAAAAAUCACCGGAUCGCUGUGAACCAUAGCGAUCGCCGAGUUUGGUUUCUGCAUAUACACGAUGUGCGACAAUCAGACCGUGGCUGGUACAUGUGUCAACUUAAUACGGAUCCAAUGAAGAGUCAGACAGCUUAUUUAGAUGUCGUUGUUCCUCCAGAUAUUCUCGAUUACCCAACGAGUAGUGAUCAGGUGGCAAGAGAAGGAGCAAACAUAACCUUGCGAUGUGCUGCUCAUGGUGUUCCCACACCGAACGUAGUUUGGAGAAGAGAAUCUGGUGAUUUACUACCUACAACCAAGUUUAGUGACUUGCAAAAUCAUUCAAUAAGCGGUUGUGAACUACAAAUGAUUAAAAUAUCACGUUUACAUAUGGGUGCAUACUUGUGUAUAGCCAGUAAUGGAGUCCCUCCAUCUGUAAGCAAACGAGUUACGCUAGUCGUACAUUUUCCGCCAAUAAUGACGAUACAAAAUCAGCUGAUAGGAGCACUGCAAGGUGAUUCGGUAACAUUAGAAUGUCAUUCAGAAGCAUUUCCCAAAUCUAUCAAUUAUUGGACCAUUAAUGGCCACAUCAUAUCCCAAUCGGAUACUAGAUUCGAGAUCACGGCUAUCGAAAAAGGUUAUGAAGUAGUUAUGAAAUUGAAAAUCAAGAGAGUAAGUAGAGGAAACUUUGGUACAUAUACUUGUAUUUCAAAAAAUUCUCUUGGGGACACCGAUGGUACAAUAAAGUUAUAUCCUAUUUCCGGUCAGUAUGAAGAUAAGCAGUACAGUGAAAUAAAUGAUUUCGAGGAGAACCCAGACGUCAGUGAACUUGAAGCCCUCAAACGAAGCCUUGCGCCUAAAUCUACGCAAAUGAAUCUUGUCUUAUUAUUAACGGCACUUGUGAUACUAGCCGAAAUUUACAUGUAA
Messenger RNA from Parnassius apollo (apollo), 1140 nucleotides. The record is from the annotation of a GenBank genome assembly. Lineage: Eukaryota; Metazoa; Arthropoda; Insecta; Lepidoptera; Papilionidae.